This is a messenger RNA of Dipodomys spectabilis (banner-tailed kangaroo rat), 891 nucleotides long. RefSeq names its product vomeronasal type-1 receptor 4-like. Gene Ontology annotation, cellular component: membrane. Gene Ontology annotation, biological process: G protein-coupled receptor signaling pathway. Gene Ontology annotation, molecular function: pheromone receptor activity. Bases 1 to 891 code for a protein of 296 amino acids. The transcript is spliced from 2 exons. NCBI's taxonomy places the organism in Eukaryota, Metazoa, Chordata, Mammalia, Rodentia, Heteromyidae. The record is from RefSeq and is a predicted model, not a curated record.
AUGUUCUGGGGUGAAUCAAUAUGGGGGCUUUUCCUCAUAGCCCAGCUGUGCAUCAGUGUCAUGGGGAACUCCCUGCUCUCCAUGCUCUAUCUGCACAUGUUUUCAUUCCAACAUUAUCUAAAGAAGCCCAUCAAUGCCAUCUUCAUACAUCUGACUGUGGUCAACAUCCUGAACCUCACCUUCACACUUGUGCCAAAUAAUGUGGCAUCCUUUGGAGUCCAAUGUUUUCUGGACAAUGUGGGCUGCAAAGCAGUGGUGUACCUCUUCAGAGUCACCCAGGGACUGUCCAUCUGUACCACCUCACUCCUCAGUGCGUUUCACACCACCACCAUCAGCUCCAACCUUGCUCAGUACGUGUGGCUUAAAUCUAAGUCUUCAGUGUGGAUUUUCCCUUCUUUCUUGUUCUUCUGGGUUGUCAAUAUGCUCAUCUAUGUCCCAGUCAUUAAGGAUAUGAAAGCCAAAAUCAAUUUCACUCUUGUUGGUUCUGAGUUUUCCAAUGUAUAUUGUCAUACUCCACUGCUUGAAGACAAUAGAUCAGGGUAUUAUAUCUCUAUCUUAUUAUUUAGAGAUUUUGUGUUUGUAAUCCUCAUGAUCAUCACCAGCCUCUACAUGGUGAGGCUUCUAUACCAACACCACGAGAUAGCUCAGCACCUACAUAGUUUUAGGCUUGCUAUCCAGCCAGCACCCAAGAGCAAGGCCACCCACACCAUCCUGCUGUUCGUCAGUUGUUUCAUGUGUUUCUAUUGCUUCAACAUCACCAACUUCUAUUACUUUUACACAGCAGUGAAAAUCCCUACCCUGGAGGUGAUGGGAGAGUGGUUUGCUCCUGUGGGAAGAUUUGAUGGAUGCCCAGUAAACAAUGCCAGCCAGGCAGCAGAUGAUGCUGAUUGA